AUGUAUCUAUCUCACUUUGGUAUCUAUCUAUCUAUCUAUCUAUCUAUCUAUAUAAGUCUCUUAUCUAUUUAUCUAUCUAUCUGUCUGUCUGUCUAUCUAUCGAAGUCUCUUCGUAUAUCUAUCUAUCUAUCUAUCUAUCUAUCUAUCUAUCUAUCUAUCUAUCUCAGCCUGUUCAUCUCUCUCUCUCUCUCUCUCUCUCUCUCUCUAUCUAUCUAUCUAUCUAUCUAUCUGGGUCUCUUCGUAUCUAUCUAUCUCGUUGCUAUCUAUCUAUCUAUCUAUCUAUCUAUCUAUCUCAGUCACUUGCUAUCGAUCUAUUUAUCUCAGUCACUUGUGGCCAGCUAUCUAUCUAUCUAUCUAUCUAUCUAUCUAUCUAUCUAUCUCUCAUCCUAUUCAUAUCUAAUUAUGCCACGUUUCUUUCUUUCUUUCUUGCAUACAUUUUCUUUCUUUCUUUCUUUCUUUCUUUCUUUCUUUCUUUCUUUCUUUCUUUCUCCUCUCUCGAGGCCACGUUUCUUUAUUUCUUUCUUGCAUACAGUUUCUUUCUUUCUUUCUUUCUUUCUUUCUUUCUUUCUUUCUCCUCUCUCGAGGCCACGUUUCUUUCUUUCUUGCAUACAGUUUCUUUCUUUCUUUCUUUUUCUUUCUUUCUCCUCUCUCGAGGCCACGUUUCUUUCUUUCUUGCAUACAGUUUCUUUCUUUCUUUCUUUCUUUCUUUCUUUCUUUCUUUCUUUCUUUCUUUCUUUCUUUCUUUCUUUCUUUCUUUCUCCUCUCUCAGGGCCCGUUUCUUUCUUUCUUGCAUGCAGUUUCUUUCUUUCUUUCUUUCUUUCUUUCUCCUCUCUCGAGGCCACGUUUCUUUCUUUCUUGCAUACAGUUUCUUUUUUUCUUUCUUUCUUUCUUUCUUUCUUUCUUUCUUUCUUUCUCCUCUCACGAGGCCACGUUUCUUUCUUUCUUGCAUACAGUUUUCUUUCUUUCUUUCUUUUUUUUUCUUUCUUUCUUUCUCCUCUCUCAGGCCCACGUUUCUUUCUUUCUUUCUUGCACACAGUUUCUUUUCUUUCUUUCUUUCUUUCUUUCUUUCUCCUCUCUCGAGGCCACGUUUCUUUCUUUCUUGCAUACAGUUUCUUUCUUUCUUUCUUUCUUUCUCCUCUCUCUGAGGCCACGUUUCUUUCUUUCUUUCUUGCACACAGUUUCUUUCUUUCUUUCUUUCUUUCUUUCUUUCUUUCUUUCUUUCUUUCUUUUCUUUCUUUCUCUCUCUCUCAGUACACGUUUCUUUCUUUCUUGCAUUUUGUUUCUUUUCUUUCUUUCUUUUUUCUUUCUUUCUCCUCUCUCAGGCCACGUUUCUUUCUUUCUUGCAUACAGUUUCUUUCUUUCUUUCUUUCUUUCUCCUCUCUCGAGGCCACGUUUCUUUCUUUCUUGCAUACAGUUUCUUUCUUUCUUUCUUUCUCCUCUCUCGAGGCCACGUUUCUUUCUUUCUUUCUUGCAUACAGUUUCUUUCUUUCUUUCUUUCUUUCUUUCUUUCUUUCUUUCUUUUCUUUCUCCCUCUCUCAGAGGCCACGUUUCUUUCUUUCUUGCAUACAGUUUCUUUCUUUCUUUCUUUCUUUCUUUCUCUCUCUCGAGGCCCGUUUCUUUCUUUCUUGCAUACAGUUUCUUUCUUUCUUUCUUUCUUUCUUUCUUUCUUUCUUUCUCCUCUCACGAGGCCACGUUUCUUUCUUUCUUGCAUACAGUUUCUUUCUUUCUUUCUUUCUUUCUUUCUUUCUUUCUCCUCUCUCGAGGCCACGUUUCUUUCUUUCUUUCUUGCACACAGUUUCUUUCUUUCUUUCUUUCUUUCUUUCUUUCUCCUCUCUCGAGGCCACGUUUCUUUCUUUCUUUCUUGCAUACAGUUUCUUUCUUUCUUUCUUUCUUUCUUUCUCCUCUCUCGAGGCCACGUUUCUUUCUUUCUUUCUUGCAUACAGUUUCUUUCUUUCUUUCUUUCUGUCUUUCUUUCUUUCUCCUCAUUCGAGGCCACGUUUCUUUCUUUCUUUCUUGCAUACAGUUUCUUUCUUUCUUUCUUUCUUUCUUUCUUUCUUUCUUUCUUUCUUUCUUUCUCUCUCUCGAGGCCACGUUUCUUUUCUUUCUUUCUUGCAUACAGUUUCUUUCUUUCUUUCUUUCUUUCUUUCUUUCUUUCUCCUCUCUCGAGGCCACGUUUCUUUCUUUCUUUCUUACACACACCGUGCUUAUUUGUUUGUUUCUUCCUUUCUUUCUUGCAUACAGUUUUUUCUUUCUUUCUUUCUUUCUUUCUUUCUUUCUCCUCUCUCGAGGCCACGUUUCUUUCUUUCUUUCUUGCAUACAGUUUCUUUCUUUCUUUUUUUCUUUCUUUCUUUCUUUCUCCUCUCUCGAGGCCACGUUUCUUUCUUUCUUUCUUUCUUGCAUACAGUUUCUUUCUUUCUUUCUUUCUUUCUUUCUUUCUUUCUCCUCUCUCGAGGCCACGUUUCUUUCUUUCUUUCUCGCAUACAGUUUCUUUCUUUCUUUCUUUCUUUCUCCUCUCUCGAGGCCACAUUUCUUUCUUUCUUUCUUACACACACCGUGCUUAUUUGUUUGUUUCUUCCUUUCUUUCUUGCAUACAGUUUCUUUCUUUCUUUCUUUCUUUCUUUCUCCUCUCUCGAGGUCACGAUUCUUUCUUUCUUUCUUGCAUACAGUUUCUUUCUUUCUUUAUUUCUUUCUUUCUUUCUUUCUCCUCUCUCGAGGCCACGUUUCUUUCUUUCUUUCUUUCUUGCAUACAGUUUCUUUCUUUCUUUCUUUCUUUCUUUCUUUUCUUUCUUUCUUUCUUUCUUUCUUUCUCCUCUCUCGAGGCCACGUUUCUUUCUUUCUUUCUUGCAUACAGUUUCUUUCUUUCUUUAUUUCUUUCUUUCUUUCUUUCUCCUCUCUCGAGGCCACGUUUCUUUCUUUCUUUCUUUCUUGCAUACAGUUUCUUUCUUUCUUUCUUUCUUUCUUUCUUUCUUUCUUUCUUUCUUUCUUUCUUUCUUUCUCCUCUCUCGAGGCCACGUUUCUUUCUUUCUUUCUUGCAUACAGUUUCUUUCUUUCUUUCUUUCUUUCUUUCUUUCUUUCUUUCUUUCUUUCUCUCCUCUCUCGAGGCCACGUUUCUUUCUUUCUUUCCUGCAUACAGUUUCUUUCUUUCUUUCUUUCUUUCUUUCUUUCUCCUCUCUCGAGGCCACAUUUCUUUCUUUCUUUCUUACACACACCGUGCUUAUUUGUUUGUUUAUUCCUUUCUUUCUUGCAUACAGUUUUUUCUUUCUUUCUUUUUCCUUCCUUUCUUUCUUUCUUUCGCAUCACUUAAUCUACCUUCCUUUCUUUCGUUUAUUUUUCUUUCUUUCGUUCUUUCUUUCUUUCUUUCUUUCUUUCGUUGCCUUUAUUUCUUUUCGUCCUUUCUUUAUAUUCUGUCCCUUUUUUUUACCUGUCAACAUUAUUUCCUACGUUCUUUCCUUCUUUUCUUUAUUUAUUUGCCAUUCUUUCCUUAUGUUUUUCUUUCUAUCUAUCUAUCUAUCUAUCUAUCUAUCUUUCUUUCUAUCUUUAUUUAUUUACCUUUCUUUCGUGCUUUCUUUUGCAUCUUAA
Messenger RNA from Acanthosepion pharaonis, 3579 nucleotides. The record is from the annotation of a GenBank genome assembly. Lineage: Eukaryota; Metazoa; Mollusca; Cephalopoda; Sepiida; Sepiidae.